CAACACCGGUUGCGAGACAAGGGAAGUAAUGACGAUGAAUUAAUUUGUCAAAACAAACAUGUACAUGUUCUUGAAUAAGACAUUUUAGGUGUUGGACACCCUUUGGAGGGAAUUGUCGCACACAGUGAAGAAGAAAAGGUUCAAAGUAGAACAAGGUAUGCAGAUCUUGACUGGCUAGGGGUCACAGGUUUUGGUUAGAAUGAAGAUCAGGGUGUUAAAUGUAAUCCAUGGCGAGAAGGUUCCCCUACAUCUUCCCCUGCUAGUGGGGGAGAUCCACGCCCUCACAGAUGAUGGAAUCAUACAGGUGCGCAACGCCACUCGCUGUGAAACCGUUGCGACAAAAUGGCCAAUCAUUGAAGGAGCUUUCAAGGUCCUUGUUCGUUUGAUACCCGGAGAAAACAACAUCUACCUUACACAUGAAGAUGAAACCCUCUUGAUUUCCCUUGUGUUCACGUUCCCAUAUUUCAAAUACUUUGUAAGACCUUUGUACAUUGUUCUUGCGGGAGACGAUGGGAACUUCCAGGGGCCCGAAGAUGAAGACUGCUCCAUGGAGUCCGCCCUGGAGAGAAUCAAACUUGGCGCCAUGUUGAUCCAGACUUUCACGGCUGAGAAAAUGAAGGAACAUGGCUUUGGACGUGUUACAUUCCAGCUUGAAGUUGAUGCCAACUUUGAGCCAGUGUGCAAUGUAUUUCAUAGUCAGCUGACCGUAGAGGAAGCAAGUUCUAUGACUGGUGGUGAUUUAUGGAAUUACUUCGCACGGGAAUUGAUGACAUCAUCACAUUUUGAGAACAAGGAGGCUUGCAAGUUUUACUGUUUUAUGUCAUUCACAAGAUACUCACCACCAGAAAGUGAGAUUCCAGCUACUCACAGUGAAAUACUCAAAUAUACCAAAGGACACACUGCUCUUGGUGGGGGAGGUUUGGCGUUAUUUGGCACAGGAAAUCUGCACACCUGGGCAGCGGCGGUCAGUGAUGUACAGAGACGCUUCACUGACUCUCGCAAGAUUGACAGAUCCAGACUCAUGGACGACAGUGCCUACAGGGAAUUCUAUUGGGCCAACUAUGCGACAGGGCUGGGUGCUUCUCUACAUGAACUUGGCCACACAUUCGACCUUGCCCACACUCCAUCAGGGAUCAUGGCCCGAGGAUUUGAUGACCUUCACAAAGUGUUCAUAGUUCAGAGGUCAAAGUUGACUGGGUCAGGGGAUCACUCUGGUGACUUUCAGAGGUCAACAAGUGAAACUGGGUCAAGUUUGUCAUCUUUGUCAGACGAAAGUGACGGUCAUGAAACACUUGCAAAGAAAAACCCAACUGCAUGUAACAGAAAAACAGAUGUCUGUUACGGAAGCCCUUACAGGAAGCCCUCUUUGCCGCGGAAAAGUUCUAGUGGUAAUGUAUAUAUAGCGCCACCACCGUUAGUUGUUGUAAUGGAGCAAGGGUUCCGCCCAAAUCCUGUGCCACAGACGAUAAGCUUCAGCAUUCGCAAUUACGAUGGGAGUCAUACCUGUCAGACGAUAACUCAUGAUGCGGAAACAGAGCGGAUUACAGAAGUCACCCUGGCAGACACUGGGAAACUUUGUUCAAACAAUAUGAAAAGAGAGCGUCACGCCAGCAGUGAGUCUGGCAUGAUUGCCACUACAGCCUCUCAGUCACCUGCGAGGGUCAUUCCUUCCCACCUUCCAAACUCACCCACAGAUACAGAACGUAACAUUGCCAGCAUUCAGUACAGUGAUGACGGGGCGCACUGGUAUAGAGCCUCAGCAGUGCUGCUUCGCUUCCAUAAAUGGUUCAACAAGUUCAGCACACAAGAUUUGAAGAAGCACAUCUGUAUGUCAGGGUCUCGAAUCACAUGCAGUUACGGUUUCCGGCUGGUUGAGCUACGUAGUGAGCCAGAUGGUGUGGUGUUCCAGCACUGGGAGUACCUGUCUCAGACUCCCCCGCUCGAGUUCACGCUGAAGGCCUCGAGACUCAAGAACCUUCCAAAAGACUCAAAAAGUGUCACUAUUGUUGCAGAAGACAGUGUGGGAAAUAUUUUAAGAAAAAAGGUGGAUUUAGAGCUCUUUGAAUGAGGAAAUGUUGGUUUUUCUUUUAGAAAAGUUUACGUAAGAUGUUUUCUGUGUUUAAAUGUUAAUAGUUUAAAUUGUAGAAAUGUUAAGCAUUGAUACAACUCUGUGUUGUAUGUGAUUUGUGGGUAAUUUAGCUGGUGUUUAUAUAGAUAUUUUUAAAGUUUAUGUUCUAUAAUACAUGUGUAAUUGUUAUUCAAUCUUAUAGUUACAAGUCCAUUUUAUUUGACAAAGUAUGUAGUUAAAAUAAAUAUCAUUAUAAAAAUUAAGUUUUAAAGCAGUCUUUAGAGAUAAUUACUUAAAAUUUGAGUGCCAUUGUGUUAAAAUUGGUGUGGCUAUAGCUUUUGUAAGCACGCCAUUUAUCGUGACAUUUUCAUUACAUUGUUUUGAGAGCCCACACUUUCAUAUUAUCAAGGGACUUUACUGCAUAUUUAGACAUAUGGUAAAUUGCUGUUGUAGAUAUAUGUUACACACUUAUAUUUACCUGGUGAAGUGCAGAAUUAGCUCCCAUUGGAAAUGUACUUAUUUAUUGUAUUUGCAUUUUGCAUCCUGUUUGCAUGAAAACAUGUUAAAUGAAUAAAUCAAUGUCAUGACUUUCAAACAAUUUAACUUAUGACUAUAUACAUGUGUAUUUAUAAACAGUUUUAAUUAGGUCAUACUUAAAGAUUUUUUUUAUUUUCCUGCAAACAUUAAAAGUUUAGAUUAAGUUGCUUUGUUAUCAAACAUUCAGCAAAAAAAAGUUACCAAAUGUAGGUUAUACAAAAUAAUUAUAUGACAGAAUUAAAAUUGUAUAUUACGAUCAUGCCAAAAGUGUGGGCUUUAAUAUUGACAUUUUCUCUGAAUGUUAUUGUACUUGUUCAAAUAAUACUAGUACAUGGUAAUGGUAUGAGAACUUGUAUUGUUUAAAGCUUUGAAUACAUGUACAUGCAUGCAUCUGUUACAACAUAUUGAACUGAUAAUUUAGUUGAUAUUGGCAGACAUAUACCUCUUAUAUUUUAUCAGGGUUGUUUAAUGAAUGUUGGAUUUGUAUUUCAUGAAUGUUGUUCUGUCAAGGAGAGUUUAUUGUCCUUGUUGUUGUUAAGAAAACCAUUUGCUUGUUGGUCCAGCUGCUGGCAGUGCUUGAGUCGUUGUGUUUUAAUCUACUAUGUAUAUAUAUAAGCUGCGCUUUAAAAAACAAAAGGACUUCACUCAUGUUGAUUAAGUGUCUUCCCAGUUUAUCCUGUGCUAAUAUGGGAUGACAUUUUUAGGGUGCAUGUGUUAAGCCCAGUUUUCCCAGAGCAAUAUAUAUAUAUGAGAAUCAGUGGAAAGUGCCAAUGUAUAUUAACCAGAAGUGUUGCUGUGUCAUACAGAACAAUUUAGACUUGUAUAGCCAAAUAAGUGGGAAAAUACUGUUCUAUCCAAAAGCAGUGCACUUGCAUCAUUAAUGGGAUUCAAAUAAAGUGUUAAUGCAUUUUUUUCGUGUGCGUGUAGAAUUUUUUUGUUAAAAAAAAAAGAAAUCUAUCUGGCAAUCCACAUGAGACCUCUAAAUACAUGUUUAUACCACUUAAAUUAAAGCUUGCUGUAAGUGCUUUAUAAAUUACAAAAUAAGCAGCCACAUUUGAUUAAAUAUAUUUUGGUCAAUAUUAUGAGUACUUGAAAAGCACUUCGCAAAUAUAAUGAUGAUGUGUAGUAUUGAAAAUCAAAUACCAGUAAAUGUUUAUCAGCCGGUUUGAGACAUUUUGGUCAUGUAUAGUCUGAAGAAGUUUUUAUAUGAAAUGUAUGAAUGUUCGUGCUUUGACAGGCAGCAUGUUUUGUCUUUAGACCACUUAAGCCUUUGAAUCCAGUAUGGGGCCAGUGUUGUUGUGUAUUUUUUGGUAACUUUUUGUAAAUUGUUGUAAACUGGCUUAUUGGUGUGUGUUUAUGCACUGUAUUUAGACAAUGAAAGCAAUUAAUGGCAUAUAGAUAUGUCACUAUACAUGUAUAUAUCCCACUAAUUUGUUGUUACACUUUGCAUGUGCAAUACAGCUCUGGUGAUAUGGUUUGCUGCAUACUUGUUUGUAAAAAAAAAUUGGUUGAAAUUAAUACUGAAAUUAAGAUUUUUUAAUUUUAGUAGUGUCUAUAUUGUUGAACAUUAGUUUUUAUGCUCCCCGAAAAUUUUCGGGGAGCAUAUAGUUGCCAGUUUGAAGUUCCUUACAUCCGUACUUCCUUACUUCCUUCCUUCCUUCCAUCACACUUUUGUUACAGUUUCUCAUAGCUCCUUCAAUAUUUUACGGAUCUCUUAUAUAUUUGGCAUGUAGGUACCUUGCAUGUACCUCUACCUUUUGAUGAGGUUUGAGGUCACUGGGGUCAAGGUCACCAAGGCUAAUAAUAGAUUUUUCUGUCACAAUUUUGUUACAGUUUCUCAUAGCACCUUCAAUAUUUUUCCGAUCGCUUAUAUUUCAUGGACCUCUACCUUUUGAUGAGGUUUGAGGUCACUGGGGUCAAGGUCACCAAGGCUAAUAAUAGAUUUUUCCGUCACAAUUUUGUUACAGUUUCUCAUAGCGCCUUAAAUAUUUUACCGUUCUCUUACAUAUUUGGCAUGUAGGUACCUUGCAUGGACCUCUACCUUUUGAUGAGGUUUGAGGUCACUGGGGUCAAGGUCACCGAGGCCAAUAAUAUAUUUUCCGUCACAAUUUUGUUACAGUUUCUCAUAGCGCCUUCAAUAUUUUACCAUUCUCUUACAUAUUUGGCAUGUAGGUACCUUUCAUGGACCUCUACCUUUUAAUGAAGGUUUGAGGUCACUGGGGUCAAGGUCACAGAGGCUAAGAAUAGAUUUUUCUAUCACGAUUUUGUUACAGUUUCUCAUAGCGCCGUCAAUAUUUUACCAAUCUCUUACAUAUUUAGCAUGUAGGUACCUUGCAUGGACCUCUACCUUUUGAUGAGGUUUGAGAUCAAGGUCACUGAGGCAAAUAAUAUAUUUUUUUAGGUGGUUAUUAACACAUAGAUUGACAAAGCACAUCAUCGGGGAGCAUCCAUCAGUUUCACUGAUAUUCUUGUAAAAUUUAGAAUGUGUCCCAUGUAUAUGAGAUAUUUUCAUGUAAUCUUGAAACUGUUUUAGUUGUUAUGUGAAGAUUUAACAUUUUUUGUGGAAAAUCAACAUUUUAAUGAUAACAUAUAGUUAUUGAACCCCCAUACAAGUAAUUAGGGAGAUAUUGAAAUCACCAUGGGCGUCUGGAUGGAGAGGUUCUCCAACACUCUUCAAUAUAUGUCAAUUUAACUGGCUUAGAGUGUUCCUUAUGCUAUGAAGUUGUGCAUGUGCAAUUUAUUGAUCAUGUUAAAAAUUACAAAAGUUAUUUCCUUUUAUAUGCCUUCAGCAAAAGGCUUCUCUGUUCAUUUGUUUUUGCGUUCUUUCAUCCACUCAAGAUUAACCCAAAAUUACGUGUCUCAUAGAACACCAAUUAUGUACGCUUCCUUAAAAGUUUUGAUACUUGCAUGGAUGAUGUUUUUGACACUAUCAGCACACAUCAGCUGACCCCAUUUUGACCUUUACUUUUACCUACUUUUGGACUAAUUUAGGAGGUCCAAAGUUUUGGUUAACACAAAAUGGCUUGCUAAAUAUCUUUGAUCUUUGCAUGGGUGUUAUUGUUGAACGCUCUCAACACACCCACACUACAUGAUUUCAUUUUUACCUAACAUUGAUGUGUUCCUAUAAUAUCUUGGGAGAGUUCAAAAUGGUUCAAGUUGGUUGAAAAACAUGACAGCCAGGGAGCGUGGCAUUUUUCCUGACAAUAUAGUAAAAUCUUGUUUGCACUCUAAACGUUACAUUUAUAGUUCACUUUUCAUUGGUCAGAACUUUUGUUCUAAUGAUAUCUUGGGCUGCACAGAACAGGUCAGUUCCUUUGUAUCUUAGGUGAGCGAUUUGGGCCUUUCAGGCCUUCUUCUUGUUAAAUAUGUUAUAGUCUUUCUUUAAAAACCUAAUCAAAUAAUGCAUCAGAGGAAAAACUAUUAAGGCACAGGGUCCAAAGUUUUAUUAAGUUUUAAGUAUUUAUUAGUAAGUUACAAGUUACUAGAUUUUACUUCAUUUGGCAACAGGGGUUAUUUGUUACUACCGUCACAACUUCAAGUUAUUAAUGCUAUUUUCAUGGGCUAAUGACACUUUAAUUAACAAUGUUUCAAGCACAAACUGGCAUUUGCUUUCAAGUUUUUUUAAUAAAAUGAUUUCAUAGCUAAAAUUAUUACGGUAAGAACAGUGAGGUACUGGUCUUUUUCUCUUCUGUUCAAGUGGCUUAUAGGAAUAUAUUUUUUAAAGUGUGAAUUCAAUGGUGCUGGAUCACUUUUGUUGUUUUGAAAUUUAUCAUCUUUAAUUGUUUUUUUAUUAUACGCCCUUUUGGAAAAAACGGGACGUAUUAUAGUUUCAUCUUGGCGGGCGGGCGGCGACGGCCACAGCAGUGUCCGCUCUUUAAUUUAAAUAGUGUUCAUCCGUUCUUCACCAAACUUGGUCAGAAGUUGUAUCUAGACAAUAUCUAGGUCAAGUUCGAAUAUGUGUCAUGCCGGGUCAAAAACUAGGUCACAGGGUCACUUAGUGCAUUUCAAGCAUUUAGCAUGGUGUCCGCUCUCUAAUUGAAGUAGUUUUCAUCCGAUCUUCACCACAUUUGGUCAGAAGUUGUAUCUAGACAAUAUCUAGGUCAAGUUCGAAUAUUGGUCAUGCCGGGUCAAAAACUAGGUCACGGGGUCACUGAGUGCAUUUUAAGGAUUAAGCAUGAUGUCCGCUCUCUAAUUGAAGUAGUUUUCAUCUGAUCUUCACCAAAUUUGGUCAGAAGCUGUGUAUUAAUGAUAUCUAGGUCAAGUUCAAAUGUGGGUCAUGCCGGGUCAAAAACUAGAGCACUACGUCACUUAGUCAUUUCAAGCAUUUAGCAUGGUGUCCAAACCUUCAAACGGGCGUAUCUUGUGACAGUUUGGCACUCUUUUUAUUAUUCGUCAUUGUUUCAGGUAGUGAAAUUAUAUGUUUAUAGAUGCUGUAAUUAUUCAAAGGUGAAACUGUUCAAAUGCAUUUAAGAGCAUUUUUGACCUCUGUAUGUCUCCUAUGUUGUGUUCCGAGAUGUUGGCAUAUUGAUCUCGCAUGUUUCAGUGUGUCUGGUUCUUCCCUGUGUGAUCUCCCUAGUUUGGGUAGUGGUUCCCCCCCCCCCCCUCUGGUUCGGUAGGUGAUGUUCACCUGAUUGUGAGAAUUUCUGUUGUAUAAAACAUGCAGGUUUAGUUUCAACUUGAUUGUAUCAAAAGCCUGUUGGCCGGAAAUGAUACUUGUGAGUCAAUUUUCCAGGAAGAAAUGGUACUUGGAAAGAUCAUUCAAAUGCUCCAGGAACGAUAAUGGGAGCAUGGACCACUCCAUCAUUUGCAAUACAAAUUGGUGUCAAUUAUCUUAAUUAUUUGUUGGUUGGCUAGUUACCACGUACAAAGUUUAACCCAUUUAUGCCUAGCGUCUAGAAAAAAGGCCUAGGCAAACAGCGUAGACCCAGAUGAGAUGCCGCAUGAUGCGGCGUCUCAUCAGGGUCAGCGCUGUUUGCUUAAAGGAAUUUUUGUACGAAAUAUUCUAAAUAUAGAAAUAAAUAUACUAAAAAGCCCUAAUUUUGGAAAUAAAUUGAUCCAAUUUAGAAGGACGGGAGAGUCCACUAGGCAUAAAUGGGUUAAAGUGCAGAAUUGGAAGGGGUGUCAGAAGUGAUGGUUAGUUAGUGAGUCUGUUAGCACUUCUUGCCUGCUGCAUAUUUCUUUAAUUUUUGUUUGAUUUAUGUGAAACUAAAUAUUUUCAUUGAUCUAUAAUGUAAUAUUGUGAUAUGGUUGAGAAUAUAAUUAAGCAGGACAAAGCAGUGUUAUUGAUGAUCUGGGGGACUUUUCAUAAAGCAUCUUUCUUCCCAACCUAAACAAGUUCAGGAAAUCCAUAUACCAAGUAUGUAGUCCCUGUUAAACCCUGGACAUAAGAUCGUUUGGUUAUUGAUCCCACUUAUUUAUUUGUAUGCUUUUUAUGAUAAAAUGUUUUCAUAAAAUUCAAUGUUUUAUUAUGAAUUGUUGAUUGUUGUUAAACAUUCGUUAGAUUUUUGUUGUAUUAUUUUGUUUUACUCUACUGAGCAUUUUAUUUUUGUUGAAUAUUACAUAUCAGUUAAUUGUAAAUGUUUAUAGUUUGUGUGUUUGCAUUUGUAAGAGCCUUUUAUGAGAUUAUAUGAGAAACAUUCUGGUAAAACUAGGCUUAAUGAAUGUGCAUAAAGUGUCGUCCCAGAGUAGCCUGUGCAGUCUCACAGUCUCAUCAGGGCCAACAUUUUCCGCCUAGAAUGAAUUUAUGUUUAGAAGGGACUUUCUUUACAGGAAAAAUUUCAUAAAGCGGAUAGUGUCCUUCCUUAUUAGCCUUUGCAGACUGCACAGGCUAAUGUGGGACAACAGUUACGUGCAGACUGCACAGGCUAAUGUGGGACAACAGUUAUGUGCAGACUGCACAG
This is a messenger RNA of Dreissena polymorpha, 8505 nucleotides long. RefSeq lists its product as uncharacterized. The transcript has 8 exons. Bases 200 to 2068 code for a protein of 622 amino acids. NCBI's taxonomy places the organism in Eukaryota, Metazoa, Mollusca, Bivalvia, Myida, Dreissenidae. The record is from RefSeq and is a predicted model, not a curated record.